This is a messenger RNA of Daucus carota subsp. sativus, 1966 nucleotides long. Its product is annotated as protein IQ-domain 26. Gene Ontology annotation, molecular function: protein binding. The transcript has 3 exons. Lineage: Eukaryota; Viridiplantae; Streptophyta; Magnoliopsida; Apiales; Apiaceae. The coding region runs from base 389 to 1654 and encodes 421 amino acids. The record is from RefSeq and is a predicted model, not a curated record.
UCUAGCAUUGGACUUGCUCUAAGGAGGCUCUUCCCUCCCACUCUUUUGGUUACAUCAUUCCCAUAGAUAUCUAUUUUCUCCAAUAUCCAAAUAAUUUCAUUUGAAAUCUUCAAGUUUUUCAACUUGUUUGAAUCAUGCACUGUUUCUUUUCUGUGGAUUUGUAACUGUCCCUUUAAAACUGCAACUCUUAGUCUCAUUAAAUUCAGUGAGUUUGAAUUUAUCUGUUUUUUCACCUUGAUUAUAUGGAUAACAUCAUAAAAUUGAGCUGUAGCAGUUUUUUAUUUUUAGCGUAAACUCUAUCUGGUAUUUCAAAACAUCCCCCCACACAUUUUUUUCUCCUAUUCUUUGUCUAUACAUUCUGUCUGUGUUUCUCAUAUCUCUUUCAAAGAUGGGGAAAGCAACAAGGUGGUUGAAGGGCUUGUUUGGGAUGAAAAAAGAUAAAGACCCGGCAGAAAACUCGACUUCCGGUGACCGGAAAAACAAGAACGGCCAGAAUGUUGGCCACUCGGGCAGAGGCUCAACUGGGCUACUUCACAAUCAUGCUACUAUACCUCCUAAUAUCACUCCGGCUGAGGUUUCAUGGUUGAAGUCUAAUUUCUUUAAUGACUCAGAUAGUGAGCAAACUAAGCAUGCAAUUGCGGUGGCUGCUGCAACAGCUGCCGCAGCAGAUGCUGCUGUAGCUGCUGCACAGGCGGCAGCGGAAGUCGUUCGCCUGACUAGCCGGGCCAACAUGCUGGGUGGUGGCCGGGAGAGGACCGCUGCAAUCAAGAUUCAAAGUCUUUUCCGGGGAUAUUUGUCAAGAAAAGCACUCAGGGCAUUGAGAGGACUGGUGAAGCUACAAGCACUUGUGAGAGGUUUUCUUGUACGAAAACAAGCAACAGCAACGCUUCAUAGCAUGCAAGCUUUAAUAAGAGCACAAGCUACUGUCCGUGCCCAAAGAGGUAGUGCAUUUAUCAGGAAGGAUAGUGAAAGAUUUCAAUCCCUUUUUAGAGCUCGAAAAUCCAUAAAAUGUGAUGAAACAAGGAGUGAACACGCAACAUCAGUUCACAGCAGGAGACUUUCAGGAACAUUUGAUAACACAAUUGAUGAAAGUCCGAAAAUUGUAGAGGUAGACACAGGAAGGCCUAAAUCAAGAUCCAGAAGAAGCAACACAUGGGUUUCAGAUUGCAUCGAUGACCCGCAUAGCCAAACACUCUCCUCACCACUCCCAUGUCGGGUUCCAUCACGUAUAUGGAUACCCGAUUGCCGGAAUUGUCAAGAAUCUGACUGGGGACUCACGGGUGAUGAAUGUCGGUUCUCGACAGCCCAAAGCACUCCUAGGUUUGCUAAUUCAGCAGGGUCCAACGCACCGCUUACACCGUCUAAGAGUGUCUUUUUAGAUGGUUUCUUUAGGCAAUGUACUAAUUCUCCGAGUUAUAUGGCAAGUACACAGUCAUUUAAGGCCAAAUCGAGGUCUCAAAGUGCUCCAAAACAGAGGCCAGAGGCAGGGCAAGGGUCAAGAAAGAAGCUUUCACUUCAUGACAUGAUGGAGUCGAGAAGUAGUUUAAGCGGGGUUAAAAUGCAAAGAUCAUGUUCUCAAGUCCAGGAUGUGGUUACUUUUAAGAAUGCUAUUAUGGGCAAGUUGGAUAAGUCUGCAGACUUAUCCAAGUUUUAAGAGAAGUACUUUUAAGGAUGUGAUUACCAAGUUUCUUAAGGCAUGAAGCAGGAGUAGGAUUGUGUUUGUGUUUUCUUCUGGGGUAUGUAACAAAAAAUGGGACUAGAUUGUGAUAGAUGAGAGUUGGAUCGUGUGUAAAAAGCUAUAGCCAGGAUGUGAUUUAGGAUGUGGCAGAAUUGGUAGCCUAGAUGUCUUGCGAAUUAUGUAAAAGUUGUGAAAUUAUUUUACUGCUAAAUCAAAUAGGAUACAAUAUAGUGUCAUUUGGUAAUUUCGAUUAUUAGUUUGAUCUUAAGGGUAGGUCUUUGCUAAUCA